AUGGCGUCGCAUGGUUCCCUCAAGCGGCCCCCGCCGCAAGAUCCAAUCCCUGGCUCUCCUACUAAGAAACCACGAGGCAUGGACGCGCCUGGCUCAUCCGCAGUGUCGGCGCAAGAUCAAAAGAAGAAGAUGGUGGAGGAGGCUCGAGCUCGGGCAGCUGCUCUUGCUGCGUCGUUAGGCAAUCGGGCAGGCGGUUCAGCUACAUCUAAACCAUCGCAAACAGUGAGCGCUUCAUCACAUGCUGAUCGGGUGGCCGCCCUACGAGCCCGAGUCGCAGCAGCAGUUGGUAAUACCGCAUCGGCAACAUCAAAACAAGCACCGUCGCUCCCAAUAGCCAUCCCUAAGGAACCAAUGGAAAUGCCCCAAGACGGUGGCCGAGGAAGAGGGGGGUUGGAUAUUGGUAUCCAUCCUGCCCUUUUGGCCGACUCAGUAGAAACAUCAACUGGUGUUGGUCGUGGGCGCCAGGCUAUGAAACCGAAAUUUGCGACAACCAUGGCCAACCAAAAACCCGAUCCUAUAAUAAAAACAUCUAUUUCUAGCAAACAUAAAGAUGCAAGACUAGUAGGGGGGUCCAAACCGACGGGGGAACAAUCGCCCUCAAAGAAUCCCUAUUUCGAUCCUAAUAUCAAUUCUGGGGCCGGAGCACACCAGAAGGCUCGUGUGCCAAAAGGUUUAGUCUUCAACCAGAAAGGCAAGUACAUUGAACAAGCCAAUGCGUUACGCAAACAGGCGCAACUAGAGGAGCUCAAGGCUCGUAUCGCAGCUGCGGCUAGGCGGGCUGGUAUAGAGGAAGACAUUGAUACGGAUAAAUUGUUCCUAGUGAGUACAAUACCUAUGCGCAUACGAGAUGACGCUGUCACUGACCACAAGCUACAGCGCGAUAAACCCCCAGAAGUCGAAUGGUGGGAUCAAGGUCUAUGCAGCAACGGGACAUACGAUGACGUCAACUCCAACAAUCUGAAAAUAGACAGUCAGGAUUCAAUUAUCACCGUUUAUGUCCAACAUCCCAUCCUCUUAGACCCUCCGAUGGAAAAGCAUAUACCACCAGCAAAAGCUCUCCCACUGACGAAAAAGGAGCAGAAGAAAACGAGGCUCCAAACAAGGAUGGCCAAGCUUAAAGAAAGCCAGGCGAAGGUGAGGCUGGGUCUCGAGCCACCGGAACCUCCGAAAGUUACGUUGAAAAACAUGAUGCGUGUUAUGGGAGACGAAGCCGUUAAGGAUCCUACCGCUGUCGAGGCGAAGGUGAACAAGCAAAUCGCCGAACGCCUGGAGAAACAUCUCACUGCAAACGCGGAAAGAAAACUCUCAAAGGAGCAAAGAUUAGACAAACUACACCACAAUCAAGAACUGGACCUGGCAAAGGGCGUGCAUUGCCUGGUUUUCAGAAUCGAGAAACUCACAAACCCCUCUCACCAAUUCAAGAUUUGGAAGAAUGCAGAGCAACUCGCCCUCACGGGCAUAUGCAUUAGCAACCCAAAGUUUAAUUUAGUAGUCGUGGAAGGUGGGGAAUGGGCUAUAAGCAAGUAUAAAAAACUUAUGAUGCAACGGAUAAAGUGGGAUGAGAAUGGGAUGGGGGUAGGGUUAGAUGCCGAAGGGGAUUCGAUGGUCGAUGAGACAAUGGCCCCCGGAACAGAAUCAAAUACAUGCACACUAGUAUGGGAAGGUGAUCUGAAACUCAAGUCGUUCAAGAGAUUCACUACGAAUAAGUGUGAGUCGGAGAGCGAAGCCAGAAGAUUGUUAGAACGGAACAAAGUCGAAAACUAUUGGACGUUGGCCAAGGCGAAAGGGCCUUCGCAGGCAUGA
Orbilia oligospora ATCC 24927 is the source of this 1803-nucleotide messenger RNA. RefSeq lists its product as uncharacterized. The transcript has a single exon. The record is from RefSeq and is a predicted model, not a curated record. Gene Ontology annotation, cellular component: U4/U6 x U5 tri-snRNP complex. The coding region runs from base 1 to 1803 and encodes 600 amino acids. Lineage: Eukaryota; Fungi; Ascomycota; Orbiliomycetes; Orbiliales; Orbiliaceae. Gene Ontology annotation, biological process: mRNA splicing, via spliceosome.